Molecule: messenger RNA, 3101 nt
Organism: Oncorhynchus masou masou (cherry salmon)
Lineage: Eukaryota; Metazoa; Chordata; Actinopteri; Salmoniformes; Salmonidae
Product: LIM domain kinase 2-like
Exons: 16
Coding region: 232-2226 (664 amino acids)
Biological process (GO): protein phosphorylation; actin cytoskeleton organization
Cellular component (GO): cytoplasm; nucleus
Molecular function (GO): protein serine/threonine kinase activity; ATP binding; protein binding
Source: RefSeq, a predicted model, not a curated record
UCAACUGCAUGACGUCAUUUAUCCUGCUAAAAAAGUUAGGCUACUGCAAAACUGAGCCGGGAUAUGAACCUUCCUUGGAAAAUGUGACGGGAUUUAGCGGACAAUUUCCCUAGAACUGGAUUUAAGAUUUUUGGAUGUGUAGAUUGAAAACACCCCAUUGUAACUCAUGCUGGAUCACGAUGAGAACUUUCUGAGAAGAAAAAAAAUCGACGACACACAGAAAUUAGCUAUAUGGAGGAACUGGAAGGUACACAUGGACGCCACUGUGCGGGUUGCGGAGGAGUGAUUCAAGAUGCAUUCAAUGUGAAGGUUCUGCAAGGAACUUGGCACAAUACCUGUUUUCAGUGCUCGGAAUGCUGUGACCACCUGACCAACUGGUACUAUGAGAAGAAUGGCAAGCUGUACUGCCGUAAACACUACUGGGAGAAGUUUGGGGAGCUGUGUCACGGCUGUUCUCUGCUCAUGAUUGGACCUGCCAUGGUGGCUGGAGAAUACAAGUAUCACCCAGAAUGCUUUGUAUGUCUGAGCUGCAAGGUGGUCAUCGAGGACAGAGACACCUACGCCUUGGUGGAGCGAUCCAAGCUGUACUGUGGGAAAUGCUAUAAGCAGGUAGUCCUGGCACCCGUGUUGGAGAAGCGUUCGGCCGAUUCGGCCCUGGACUCUCUGCCCCACACGGUCACCCUCAUCUCCAUGCCCUCUGCCACCAACAGCAAGAGGGGCUUCUCUGUCUCUGUCCUAAGAGACGUUGCCAGCGGCUCCGCUAGCGUUCAAGUCAAAGAGGUCAGAGGAAUGCAUAUCAGCCCGGAAGUUCGGAAUGCCAUCCAUGUUGGUGACCGGAUCCUGGAGAUCAACGGUCUUCCAGUGGGAACACUGAUGGAGGAAGAGGUGGAGGACCUCAUUCAUCGGACCAGUCAGACGCUGCAUCUGCUCAUAGAGUAUGAUCCAGUCAGGCAGCGGUUGGACAGGCUCCGACUGGGGUCCUCGCACAACCGCUUGGGGGUCCCCGCCACCUCCCGCAUGCGCCUGUCUUCGCCCUCUGACAGUGUCCUGGAGAGGACAGAUCUGGUGGAUGAUGCCACUCUAAAGAGGAGGUCUCUAAGGCGUAGCAACAGCAUCUGUAAGUCCCCUGGGCCAGCCUCCCCUAAGGAACACCCUAUCUUGACCCGGGACAUCGGGCGCUCUGAAUCCCUGCGCUCCUCCAGCAGCUGCUCUCAUCGCAUCUUCCGCCCCUGUGACCUCAUCCAUGGAGAGGUGCUGGGCAAGGGCUUCUUUGGCCAGGCUAUCAAGGUGACCCACAAAGCCACUGGUGAGGUGAUGGUGAUGAAGGAGCUGAUUCGCUGUGAUGAGGAGACCCAGAAGACCUUUCUAAAGGAGGUUAAAGUGAUGAGGAGUCUGGAACAUCCCCACGUGUUGAAGUUCAUCGGCGUGCUAUACAAGGACAAGAGGCUUAAUUUAAUAACGGAGUUUAUCGAGGGAGGCACACUGAAGGAUUUCAUUAGAGACAUGGACCAGUUUCCAUGGGAGCAGAGGGUCAGCUUCGCUAAAGGUAUUGCUUCUGGAAUGGCCUACUUGCAUUCAAUGAGCAUCAUCCAUAGAGAUCUUAACUCUGACAACUGCCUGGUGAAACUGGACAACACAGUGGUGGUGGCAGACUUCGGCCUAUCCCGGCUCAUGGUGGAGGAGAAAGUCAAGCACCCUCCCCCAGAGAAACUGGCCAAUAAGAAAAGAGUGUUCAGGCGCAUUGAUCGUAAGAAGCGCUACACAGUGGUGGGGAACCCCUACUGGAUGGCUCCAGAGAUGCUGAACGGUAAACGCUAUGAUGAAAAGGUGGACAUUUUCUCCUUUGGAAUUGUGCUUUGUGAGAUUAUUGGGCAGGUGAACGCCGACCCAGAGUGCCUUCCAAGGACCUAUGACUUUGGCCUCAAUGUAGACAAGUUCAUGGAGAAGUUCCUUCCUGAUGACUGCCCACAAGCUUUCUUUGCAUUGGCUGUGGCUUGUUGUGACCUCAUCCCCGAAAACCGGCCUGCCUCCCAGAAGCUGGAGGACUGUUUCGAAGCCCUGUACCUCAACCAGGAGAUGGGCAUCCCUCUGCCAGCCGAACUGGAAGAGCUGCACCAGAGACUGUGUCGACUCCACCCCCCCAAAGACAGCUCCUCUCCGUCCCAGUCCACACCCCCAACGCCAGCCCCUGCUGAGGAUCCCAGCCUGGCUGACAACAGCACCUAGCCCACCUUCCAGGACCACCGUCUGCACUGGAUGAGGAGUGGGAAAGACAGACCUAACUCGUGCCAUCUGGGAACUGGAUACCCUGCACUAGCUGGACAAAAAACCCAAACACCAGGACAUGCAGGGUACACAUCUAUUUUUACCAUACUACCAGAACAUGUUAUGUGGUGCACUGUCUCUAUAAAAUGAGGAAUCAAAUUGAGAGUGAUCUCUCCACAGCAUUUAAUAUCAAUCCUCACGUGAAAGCUGUUGUGUUUUUCACUGGGUUGUUUUUUUGGGGUUGGUCUGAAGUUGAAGUUUGCUGAGUAUGGAAUGUAGAGAUGAGACCCAGCCCAUGAGAAGACUCCUUCAGCAGGCAGGCAGCAGCAGAGAAAACAGAGAUGUGUGACAGACUGGCUUGAUUGAUGACUGGCUCAGAGUUAACGCAAGACAGGGAGUUUGGAGUGAAGUUUGUUAACCAUCAGGAGGACAUGUCUAAGAACAAAACAAACACUCUCUGAGGAGGCCAAGUCACAUCAGUCAGAUAAAUAUGUGGAGCUGUGUCAAAUGAAUGUUAUGAGCUCACCGACCAGAAAAAUAGUUGUUGAAGAGUGCUUCACCUUGCGGUGUGACUCUCUGAGGUCCUUGAUCUUAGAGAGAACUUUCAAACUGAUGGAAUCAGAUCCACUCUACAACCGUUAAGUGUAAUCAUGUGCACUCAUCCUUCAGUCUUAAGGCGUCCGCAUGCUUUCCAGCCUAAACAUUUCGGAAGAGUUUGUGCAUAUAUAGAUUAUGACAUUUUGUGACAUUCGGUGAGGUUUUUUUUUCAGGUGUUCAGAUGUGAUUGGUCAAAGGUAGGGAUUCUUCAAUAAAGUCUUUGUUGUCAUUCAAUGAGA